AUGGCUAACAAAUUAUCCUCUGAUGAACUACCAAAGUUCAAUCUUUUCAGCUUCCAUGUAAUGAAUAAUUGCACGGACGUGCUCUUGCCUCAUCAGUCCGACGCUCUUCAAUUUCUUGUCGAAAAGUUCAGUGCUAAUCCGCAGUCUAAUGGAGCGGCCGGUGAUGCUAGCGAAGCGACCUUGCCGAAACGACCACGCUCAGAGGCUAAGGAUUUUUAUUUGCCACUCCAUGCUGGGGUCUCUAUGCCUACCGGUUCAGGUAAAACGGGAAUUAUAUGUUGCCUUCCGUAUUAUCUGGGAAGCAUUGGUUUGGAAGAGCCGCCUCCUGGUUCUCUAGCCACUGGAAAACCACGCCAUCACUUUAAAAAGCCCAUAUUGGUGCUCGCCCCUAACCUUGACAUUGCAAAUCAACUUUAUGGGCAAAUAGCGGUUGCAGGAGGAAUCUCCCACAAGAACUUUCUGUUAGGGAAGAAGAUAGUACACAGAGAUGAUCAGAAGAGAGUCCUUCCCGACGUGAUGAAGAUUGAUGUCACUGAUGAUUUGACAGAUCAAUACUCUCUAGAGAGGUAUGAUGUGAUCAUAGCAAGCGUUCACAAGUUUCUCUCUAAAAAGACAAGAGAAGAAUCGCCAAAGUGGGUAGAGAAGUUUGACGAUAACUUGUUCUCAUUUGUUAUUGUGGACGAAGCUCAUCAUUUCCCAGCUCCCACUUGGGUAAAAAUCUUAAACAAAUUUAAACAUCAUGCAGGAGUAAUAUUCUUCACUGCAACACCAUAUAAAAGUGAU
Porites lobata is the source of this 783-nucleotide messenger RNA. NCBI's taxonomy places the organism in Eukaryota, Metazoa, Cnidaria, Anthozoa, Scleractinia, Poritidae. The record is from the annotation of a GenBank genome assembly.